Oncorhynchus masou masou (cherry salmon) is the source of this 4198-nucleotide messenger RNA. Its product is annotated as small integral membrane protein 29-like. NCBI's taxonomy places the organism in Eukaryota, Metazoa, Chordata, Actinopteri, Salmoniformes, Salmonidae. The transcript has 5 exons. The record is from RefSeq and is a predicted model, not a curated record. The coding region runs from base 262 to 570 and encodes 102 amino acids.
GCUUGUCAAUCAAAGGGCUAUUAUGUUUUCUUCCUGGUUAGCUGCAGAAUGAAAGAAGGGCAACGUUCGGCAUAUUUCACACUGAUUAGUGAAAGGGGAGAGACCAUGUGGAAGUCACAUGAGCGACAAGGAUGAGGAAAAAACAACUGGGAGAGGACUGCUACCGCCUAACUUGUCAAUCCGACUGGGGAUUUGCUGCUUCCGAAGCUUGGCUGGGACAGCCUAGCAGCCCCUGACUCACCCUCUACUCACACAUAUGCAAUGAACAGCACUACUCAGCCCCCUGCCCCCAUAGACAGGGAUGUGGCAGUCAGCUCAUUGUUGGUACCAUUCUUCCUGAUCACCUUCAUCGGGAUAGCUGCAGCUGUGGUGCUGUAUGUGCGCAAGAAGAGAAGAAUUGACAGGCUUCGGCACCAGUUGCUUCCAGUCUAUACUUACGACCCCUCUGAAGAAUUACAUGAAGUUGAACAGGAAAUGCUGUGGAAAGAGGAAGAUACUAAAGUGGUGAAGGGUUGGGCACGAUCAUACCAGCAGCAAAGACCCCUGUUGAUGAAAGAUACCCAUGCAUGAGUGUGUUGGAGCAGGACAUAGAUCUGUGACGACAUACAGAUCAGUGGAGUUAACCCUUGAGAUGACAGAUUUGUCAGUCAUUCAACAUAAAGGGGUUUUAGGAAAAGCAUGGAGCCUGUCAUGCAUUCCGCAUCAUGCUCCUCCUCAGUCAGCAUCUCUGUUGGAGCAUUUACUUUGUACAGCGUCAGCCUCUAAGCUAAGAGGAGGUUGGUUAUUAUGUGAUUGUGAACCUCUGAUGCCAUGCCCCUGUGCCCGAAAGCUGCGGCAUACCCUAAACCACGACAUGUUGGCUAACUACUGGUGGACAUUUAUUUAUUUGAGAUUAUUUAUUCAAGUUUUUUUACGUUUUUUUACUGUGUUUGUGUGUGUCAUAAUGUGGGCGUUACUGAAACUAAGAUGGUGCCAUCCAUCCAAACAAGUAACUGGUGUUACAUUUGCCUUAAAUGUCAAUUGUUUCCAGUGAGAUUAGCAAAGCCUUGACCUUUGGUGGGAUGCUUACCGUUGUACUACUCGUUUUAGUGGUGUAAAAUUAGGUUACUAUAUCCCUCACUAUUCAAUGUAAUAGAAGUUACACAGAAGGUAUGCAAUCAAUCAAUUGCUGUUUUGUUUCCCUAUUUGUGGCACUUUGAAUGCCAUUAUGAAAGCAACCAAAACAAUACCACCUCCUCGUCAUCAUAGAGAUACUGUAUGUUAUGAUGAAAAGGUGGUGAAAUCAGAAGGAGGAUGUAUAGAGAGAGAAGAGAUGGCAAAUUAAUGUAACUAGUCAACCAACCUCUCCCUACCCCACCCACUCCUCUCCACUAUUUAGCUGUGACUACUGCCCUAAAAAUGUCCUGUUGGGAAGACAGGGCACCAGGAGGAUUGUUCUUCUAGCAGAAGAAUCUCUUUUGAAGAAUACCAUAGGCCUGACUGUAUACAGUACUCAGGAAACCUCAGCCACCCGUAUGUUUUAAGAAAUAAGUGACCAGUGAUUCAUCCUUGAAUUAUAUGUGCUCCAAGUUACCCUCCUUUCCUCCUUGCAUUUGUGAAUGUCAUGUAUUCAGGAUGAGAAGGAUGAAGGCUUCCAUUGAAAUCAAUCAUCUUAUCAGCACAUGUAUAUGUACAGUGUGUUGGAAUCCACUUGAUAAGAAUUUAAACAUACACUGUGUACAAAGCAUUAACAGCACCUUCCUAAUAUUGAGUUGCAACUUCUCAGAACAGCCUCAAUUCGCCGGGGCAUGGACUCUGCAAUGUGUCGCAAGCGUUUCACCGGGAUGCUGGCCCAUGUUGACUCAUGCUUCCCACAGUUGUGUCAAGUUGGCUGGAUGUCUUUUGGGUGGUGGACCAUUCUUGAUAUACACGGGAAACUGUUGAGUGUGAAGAACUCGGCAGCACUGCAGUUCUUGACACACUGGUGCGCCUGGCACCUACUACCAUACCCCAUUCAAAGGCACUUAAAUCUUUUGUCUUGCCCAUUCACCUUAUGAAAGGCACACAUCCACAAUACAUGUCCAUACACCACACAAUCCAAGGCUUAAAAAUCAUUCUUUAAUCUCCUUCCCUUCAUCGACACUGAUUGAAGUGGAUUUAACAAGUGACAUCAAUAAGGGAUCGUAGCUUUCACCUGGUCAGUCGAUGUCAUGGAAAGAGCAGGUGUUCAUAAUGUUUUGUACACGCGUUGUACAUCAGGUAUUUCCAUUUAUUUUAAUGUGGAAUUGAAACUUUUGACAUGAAUAGCUGACUUUCUCCUGAAUGCGAACUGCUACAUAUUACUCUCCACUAUUUAUAAAGUCUGUUUUAAUUCCCAUGCACAUUAAACAUGUACAGUUGAAGUUGGAAGUUUACAUACACCUCAGCCAAAUACAUUUAAAUUCAGUUUUUCACAAUACCUGACAUUUAAUCAGAGUAAAAAUUCCCUGUUUUAGGUCUGUCAGGAUCACCACUUUAUUUUAAGAAUGUGAAAUGUCAGAAUAAUAGUAGAGAAUUAUUCAUUUCAGCUUUUAUUUCUUUCAUCACAUUCCCAGUGGGUCAGAAGUUGACAUACACUCAAUUAGUAUUUGUUAGCAUUGCCUAUAAAUUGUUUAACUUGGAUCAAAUGUUUUGGGUAGCCUUCUACAAGCUCCCCACAAUAGAUUGGGUGAAUUUUGGCCCAUUCCUCCUGACAGAGCUGGUGUAACUGAGUCGGGUUUGUAGGCCUCCUUACUCACACACGCUUUUUCAGUUCUGCCCACAAAUUUUCUAUAGGAUUGAGGGCAGGGCUUUGUGAUGGCCACUCCAUCUUUGUUGUCCUUUUAAGCCAUUUUGCCACAACUUUUGAAAUAUGCUUGGAGUCAUUGUCAAUUUGGAAGACCCAUUUGCGACCAAGCUUUAACUUCCUGACUGAUGUCUUGAGAUGCUUCAAUAUAUCCACAUACUUUUCCGUCCUCAUGAUGCCAUCUAUUUUGUGAAGUGCACCAGUCCCUCCUGCAGCAAAGCACCCCCCCAACAUGAUGCUGCCACCCCCGUGCUUCACGGUUGGGAUGGUGUUCUUCAUCUUGCAAGCCUCCCCCUUUUCCUCCAAACAUAACAAUGGUCAUUAUGGCCAAACGGUUCUAUUUUUGUUUCAUCAGACCAGAGGACAUUUCUCCAAAAAAGUAUGAUCUUUGUCCCCAUGUGCGGUUGCAAACCGUAGUCUGGCUUUUUUAUGGCUGUUUUGGAGCAGUGGUUUCUUCCUUGCAGAGUGGGCUUUCAGAUUAUGAUUUUGCACUUUUCGCACCAAAGUACGUUAAUCUCUAGGAGACAGCGUCUCCUUCCUGAGCGGUAUGACUGCUGCGUGGUCCCAUGGUGUUUAUACUUGCAUACUAUUAUUUGUACAGAUGAAUGUGGUACCUUCAGGCAUUUUGGAAUUGGCUCCCAAGGAUGAAUCAGACUUGUAGAGGUCUACAAUUUGUUUUCUGAGGUCUUGGCUGAUUUAUUUUGAUCUUCCCAUGAUGUCAAGCAAAGAGGCACUGAGUUUGAAAGUAGUCUUUGAAAUACAUCCACAGGUACACCUCCAAUUGACUUAAAUUAUGUUAAUUAGCCUAUCAGAAGCUUCUAAAGCCAUGACAUUAUUUUCUGGAAUUUUCCAAGCUGUUUAAAGGCACAGUCAACUUAGUGUAUGUAAACUUCUGACCCACUGGAAUUGUGAUACAGUGAAAUAAACUGUAAACAAUUGUUGGAAAAAUUUGUGUCAUGCAGAAAGUAGAUGUGCUAACCGACUUGACAAAACUAUAGUUUAACACGACAUUUGUGGAGCGGUUGAAAAACAAGUUUUAAUGACUCCAACCUAAGUGUAUGUAAACUUCUGACUUCAACUGUAAUGAUGCAUUUGAUGAAAAUGCAUUGCACUGUUCCAAACAUGGCAACCCUGCUUACUAUUAACAGCUUCUUUGGGGAAUUGCCAUGGCGAAUUCUGAAGCAAUCCAGAAUAUAAACUACUGAUGAAAAUACAUUUUUUAAAUGUAAUUUUGACUGUUAAAGGUUUCACACACUUGUUAAAAGACUGAAUAUUUGUGUUGCUUGAUUUUACUGUCCAUGAAGUAAACUUGUAUAUAUCUUAAUGAGUUUAUUGACUUUUUAUGGAUGGUCCGGAUGUAACGUAGAGCAAAAAUAAAAUGGAAAGAGGAGUACA